Messenger RNA from Acanthaster planci (crown-of-thorns starfish), 1879 nucleotides. RefSeq lists its product as uncharacterized. The record is from RefSeq and is a predicted model, not a curated record. NCBI's taxonomy places the organism in Eukaryota, Metazoa, Echinodermata, Asteroidea, Valvatida, Acanthasteridae.
AACGGAAGAGAAAAUGACCAUUUUUAAAAAUGUACACUGUGCAGAGUGUGUUCAAAGUUUGUCUAGUUUGUCAUGCCACAUUCAUGAACCUAAUAUCAAUCCUUCUCAUUCAUUCGUUCUACUUUUUAACUUUACCGAGCGUUCGGUCCGCUACGUCUUUAAAAGUUGGUUUAUUUGGGGAGAGAAUGCCUUACCUCAAGUUCUAGGAAUCUGCACUCAGUGGCAGAUGUACGACCCUUUCCAGGGGACUUGUAGAGACCUGAUCUGUCCAGUUGGUAUGACGAUACAAUCGGGACAAUGUGUUCAAUCUUUACACAACAGGAUUGCCGACUACAGCUCUGAUACCACCAUUGGUGACUGCUUCCUACGGUUUUUAUCGUCUGAAGGAAUCGAAAACUACACAAACUACAACUCUACAACUUUGGUAAAGAUUUUCCAGCAAAACAUCACAAAUAACCCCACGACUAGUCAGCAGAUUUACGUAAGAGCAGAAUUUUCUGUGGCAAAACGCAUCGAAGAUGCUCUUCACAGAUUUGUGCAUGAUGAGGAGCUGAAUGACAACACUUCUCGUCUGUGCAAUGUAACAACACUACUUCUGGUAGCCUCAUCUCAAUCCAACAAAAACGUGUCUCAGCACCCAAUCUGUGAAGGUUUCACACUGCAUGACGUCCAACUUGUCGAUAUCGACCUGAAUAACAACAGUGGUAUUCUUUACCGAACAGAAGAUGGGCACGUGUACACCGGGUUAGAAUUUAUGCACGCCACCGUGUAUGAGUUCUCUGGUAAUGCAAGAAGCCGUAACAUAUCAAGGGAAACGUACUUGACGCUGUGUGACCCGUUUGUUGGCAAAAGUUGUCCAGUGCUGUCUUUUAACACAAGCGAGUUUCUUGUAGAGGCAUCCGGUAAAGAUGUUGUCUUUGUUCAUAAAGCUUCAGGUGUAGCAUUCCCAGCCGAUGACAUUUGGCAGUUGCCUGACGGUUCUCUUCGAGUGUGCAACUUUCUCCAUCGAGUGAAGCAAGACAAUUACCCAGCUUGGGUGACAGCACUGUCUGGUUUCAGUUUUGCUGGUAGCAUCAUUUCUGUUGUUUGCUUGCUUUUUGCUCUGUUAACCUACUCUCUCUUCCCAUCUCUCCGGAACCAGCCAGGCAAAAUAAUCAUGAAUCUCAUGGUAGCUUUCGUCUUGGCUCAGUUUGUUCUGAUGGUAGGCAAGAUUUCCACAGUUUGGCUAUGUGUCUUGAGGGCAACCGUUCUGCACUUUAUUUGGCUUGUCGUCUUUUCCUGGAUGAGUGUGUUGGCUGUUGAAUUAACACGCAGCUUCAAGUCCACCAUGCUCCCAAAUAAAGAAACUGAUUCCGUCGAUUGUAAGGUCCUCAAGCUGGGUAUACUUGCCUGGGGACUUCCUGCAAUCUUCGUGUCUGUCUGCUUCUUGGUAUCGAAGUUGGGUCAAAAUCAGUCAUGGCAAUGGCUUGAAUAUGGUGGGAGCAGCUGCUGGAUUGUGAAGCCUCUACAUUCCUUCUUUGUUUUUGGUAUCCCCGUGGCUAUCUUUCUUCUGAUCAAUUUUGUUAUGGUGACUUUCAUGAUCUUCAAGGUGAUUGCAAACCGCAGGCGUCUUGCCGCUGUACAGAUGACAAGAAAAUUAAAGACAGACAUCAUGUUGUGUUUAAAGAUUAUCGUGUUAACCGGAGUGACAUGGAGCCUAUUCUAUGCUGCCAGUGUGGUGGACAGCGUGCCCUUCUGGUACAUCACCGUUUGGAUCAACUCCCUUCAGGGUGCAUUUGUCAGUUUGAUGUUCAUCUUACGAGACAACGUGAGGGCGCUAUGGCUGAAGAAACUGGUGAAGGUUUGGGGUUACUGCCAGUGCCAUCACAACGGCAAGUAA